ACCAUCAUCAGCCCACACAAAAGGCCAAUCCUCAUGGGCUGAUGCCUUUUUAGCUUUUCCUGUUCACAACCCAAUAUCAUUGCUUCCCACCAAACCUCUGCACUCUCAACACGUACAACUAUGUACAGUGAAAACGUGGGCAUAAAGCUGGUGUUAGGUGGCAACCAUGGCAGAAGCAGUGGCAUUCAGCAGUGACGGAGUGGGAGCAUUGGGAUUUUGGAAAACCCAACAAUAUGGGUUUAUUUCUGGGGGUUUCAACAGGCCAUUGUUGAAGAAUUGUGUUCAUCGGCACCCAUCUUCUCCAUCUCGCCCCUUCAGAAAGAGGGUUAAGAAGAGGCUGAUUGGUGAAAGAUUAGUGAUCAAGAUGGCAGAAUAUGAAGGAAAGGUGGUCCCUGCAGAUUUCACUUCUGGAAAUAUGCUUUUUGAACCUAUCCUGGAGGAAGGGGUUUUCCGGUUUGAUUGUUCUUCAGAUGAUAGAGAUGCAGCAUUUCCCAGUCUUUCAUUUACUAAUCAGAAAAAUAGAGAUAUGCCAAUCAUGAAUCACAAGGUUCCUAUGUAUACCCCUACAUUUGAAUGUGUUUUGGGGCAACAGAUUGUUACAAUUGAGCUUCCCACUGGUACCUCCUUUUAUGGAACAGGAGAAGUUAGUGGACAGCUUGAGAGGACAGGGAAGAGAGUUUUUACGUGGAACACAGAUGCAUGGGGUUAUGGUUCUGGAACAACAUCCUUGUACCAGUCACAUCCUUGGGUUCUAGCUGUUCUUCCAAAUGGGGAGGCACUUGGGAUUCUUGCUGAUACAACACGGCGCUGCGAGAUUGAUUUGCGGAAAGAAUCAAUAGUAAAGUUUAGUGCUUCAUCCUCUUAUCCCAUCAUCACAUUUGGUCCAUUUGCUUCACCAACUGCUGUUUUGACAUCUUUAUCACAUGCAAUUGGAACUGUAUUUAUGCCCCCAAAGUGGUCCUUAGGCUAUCAGCAAUGCCGAUGGAGCUAUGAUUCUGCUGUGAGAGUUCUUGAGGUUGCCCGAACAUUCCGCGAGAAGGGAAUACCUUGUGAUGUCAUUUGGAUGGAUAUUGAUUACAUGGAUGGUUUUCAGUGUUUCACUUUCGAUCAGGAGCGUUUCUCAGAUCCAAAAUCUUUGGGGAAGGAUCUUCAUCUUAAUGGUUUCAAAGCAAUCUGGAUGCUUGACCCAGGGAUCAAACAAGAAGAUGGUUACUUUGUUUAUGAUAGUGGUUCUGCAAAUGAUGUCUGGAUUCAUAAAGCAGAUGGAACACCUUUUGUUGGGGAAGUAUGGCCCGGUCCUUGUGUUUUCCCUGACUUUACCCAGUCAAAAGCUCGUUCAUGGUGGGCCUGUUUAGUCAAAGAUUUUAUUUCUAAUGGUGUUGAUGGUAUAUGGAAUGAUAUGAAUGAACCAGCUGUUUUUAAGACUGUAACAAAGACAAUGCCUGAGGACAAUGUUCAUAGAGGAGAUGCUGAGCUUGGAGGUUGUCAGAAUCACUCACACUAUCACAAUGUCUAUGGCAUGCUGAUGGCAAGAUCAACAUAUGAAGGAAUGAAAUUAGCUAAUGAAAAUAAGCGUCCUUUUGUUCUCACUAGAGCUGGGUUUAUCGGUAGCCAGAGAUAUGCAGCAACAUGGACAGGAGAUAACCUUUCAAACUGGGAUCACCUCCAUAUGAGUAUCUCUAUGGUGCUUCAAUUGGGGCUUAGUGGUCAACCACUAUCAGGACCGGACAUUGGUGGAUUUGCUGGAAAUGCAACACCCAGGCUAUUUGGAAGGUGGAUGGGUGUGGGUGCUAUGUUUCCUUUUUGUCGCGGGCAUUCGGAAAUUGACACAGUUGACCAUGAACCCUGGUCUUUUGGGGAAGAGUGUGAAGAAGUUUGCCGUUUGGCAUUGAAAAGGCGGUACCGCUUGAUACCACACAUAUAUACUCUGUUUUAUAUGGCACAUACAACUGGUACUCCAGUGGCAACUCCCACCUUUUUUGCAGAUCCAAAGGAUCCCAGCUUGAGGACAGUUGAGAACUCCUUUCUCAUGGGACCACUUCUAAUAUAUGCAAGCACUAUACCUGAUCAGGGAUUGGAUGAAUUACAGCACAAAUUACCCAAAGGCAUUUGGCUGAGCUUUGAUUUUGAUGAUUCACAUCCGGAUUUACCAGCUCUAUAUUUGCAAGGUGGAUCGAUCAUUCCUUUGGGUCCUCCCCAUCAGCAUGUUGGUGAAGCUGAUCCAACAGAUGACUUAACACUCCUUGUUGCUCUAGAUGAACAUGGGAAAGCUGAAGGUGUUCUCUUUGAAGAUGAUGGUGAUGGGUAUGAAUUCACAACAGGUGGAUAUCUAUUGACAUACUACGUUGCUGAACUUCAAUCUUCAGUUGUUUCUGUUAGAGUUUCCAAAACCGAAGGAUCAUGGAAAAGGCCAAAGCGUGGUCUUCAUGUCCAAUUAUUGCUUGGUGGAGGUGCAAAGAUGGAUGCACAAGGCACUGAUGGAGAGGUUUUACAAAUUACGAUGCCUUCAGAACAUGAAGUGUCUGACCUGGUAUCUACAAGCAAGGAACAAUACAGGAAUCGUCUAGAAAGUGCUAAGCAUAUUCCAGAUGUACAAGAGGUUUCUGGCCAUAAGGGAAUAGAACUUUCAAGUACUCCUAUUGAACUGAAAAGUGGUGAUUGGGCUCUCAAAGUGGUCCCUUGGAUUGGGGGGAGAAUUAUUUCCAUGAUGCAUCUUCCUUCUGGAACUCAAUGGCUUCAUAGCAGGAUUGAAGCUAAUGGAUAUGAAGAAUACAGUGGUGUUGAGUACCGGUCAGCUGGAUGGUCUGAGGAAUAUACCAUUGUUGAGCAUAAUCUUGAGCAGGCAGGAGAGGAGGAAUCACUUAAGUUAGAAGGUGAAAUUGGUGGAGGAUUAGUCAUUGAGCGGCAAAUAUCCCUGCCAAAAGAUAAUUCCAAGGUUUUCCGAGUAGAUUCUGGCAUUAUAGCCCGUAACGUUGGUGCUGGCUCUGGUGGAUAUUCAAGGCUGGUUUGCCUCCGUGUGCACCCAAUGUUCAAUCUCUUGCACCCAACAGAAACUUUUGUCUCGUUUGUCUCCAUUGAUGGAUCUAAGCAUGAAGUUUGGCCUGAAGCUGGUGAGCAGUCUUACGAAGGGAAUCUUCGGCCUAAUGGUGAAUGGAUGCUGGUCGAUAAAUGUCUCGGGCUGGCUCUAGUGAACCGGUUCGACAUCACUGAAGUCCACAAGUGUCUCGUUCACUGGGGAACCGGAACAGUUAACUUAGAGCUGUGGUCGGAACAGAGACCGGUUUCCAAGCAAUCGCCUCUUAUGAUCGCCCAUGAAUAUGAGGUGAGAGUGAUCCCUUAGUUUGUUAUCUUCAACAUAAACCUGGAAUUUAAGUCAGAAGACUUCAAAACUUGGAACUGCAAGCUUACAUACUACUUAAGAAUGUUCUUCAGUUAUUACCUAAAUGCUUUUCGUGAUCAUUGAAUAUGCUUUGAGCUUCUAGGCUCUAUGAGAAUUUCGUCUGAACUCGCAGUUCGAAAUUGAUAUGUUAGUAGUAACCACAAAGAUUCUUUUCCUA
Vitis riparia (riverbank grape) is the source of this 3557-nucleotide messenger RNA. Its product is annotated as alpha-glucosidase 2-like. NCBI's taxonomy places the organism in Eukaryota, Viridiplantae, Streptophyta, Magnoliopsida, Vitales, Vitaceae. The transcript has 24 exons. The coding region runs from base 167 to 3340 and encodes 1057 amino acids. The record is from RefSeq and is a predicted model, not a curated record. Gene Ontology annotation, molecular function: carbohydrate binding; hydrolase activity, hydrolyzing O-glycosyl compounds. Gene Ontology annotation, biological process: carbohydrate metabolic process.